This is a messenger RNA of Leptopilina boulardi, 864 nucleotides long. Its product is annotated as probable peroxisomal membrane protein PEX13. The transcript is spliced from 4 exons. NCBI's taxonomy places the organism in Eukaryota, Metazoa, Arthropoda, Insecta, Hymenoptera, Figitidae. The record is from RefSeq and is a predicted model, not a curated record. The coding region runs from base 148 to 666 and encodes 172 amino acids.
GAUGAAUAAGCAUGGGAAACAGGAGAAGUCCUUCUCUCUCCCAAAUUGGAAAAAAGGUUCACCAGGUGGAAGGGAUGCUUCACUAUCAUCCUAUAAAGUCUUCCGCUCUUCUCCAAUUCCUCGACUUUUAGCGUGAAAUUCAUCAAGAUGCGUUUCCUGUACAUAUUUUUUGUAGCUGCCUUCCUUGCUGUGGCAUAUGCUGCAACAAAUUCUGCAAUAGAAACCAAAAUAAAAAAUGUUGAACAAACGCCUCAUUCACGUCAGAAAAGAACAAUUCUUCUCAAAAAGAAACUUGCACUUUUAGGAGGAGCUUUGCUUGCAAAAAAAUUAAUAGCAGGCAAAUUAUUAAAUAAAUCUGGCUAUGGAGGAGGAUAUGGUGGAGGCUAUGGAGGAGGAUACGGAGGAGGAUAUGGAGGACCAGUCUAUGCUGGAGGAUAUGGAGGACCCAACUAUGGUGGAGGAUACAGAGGUCCUAGCUAUGGUGGAGGUUAUGGAAAAUCCUUUGGAGCAAGUUAUGGAAUACACUAUGGAGGAAGUAUUGGAGCAAGUGCUGGAGCAAGUGCUGGUGGUCAUGGAGGAACAUAUAAUGGUCAUUAUGGCCCCCCUAGCUACAAUCAAUAUCCUCAAUACAGUCAGGGUUAUGGAAAUUCUGGCUGGUAUAGAUAAAUUAUUUCCUGAAUGUUAUAAUUUAAUAUAACAGAAGAUCAUCUUGCCAUUGAGAAGACUUGAAAUAUAGAAAAUAAUAAUUUUUUAAAAAAUGUUCAAACGCAUCUUGUAUAAUUGUAUAAAAAAAAAAAAUUCAUUUUCACGCUCAUAUAAACAUUUUUUUUUUUUUUUAAUAAAAUGUUCUAUUUCUUUUUUUAA